GGUCCGGGGGGAGUCUAUAGGGUCCGGGAGGGCCGCCUCCUGCUGCGCCCCGGGCCCUUCGCCCGCCUGGUGCGGGAGAUCUGCCUGCUCUUCACCCGCGGCGUGGACUAUCGGUGGCAGCGCAUGGCGCUGGUGGCCCUGCAAGAGGCGGCGGAGGCCUUCGUCGUGCGGCUGCUGGAGGACGCCUACCUCUGCUCCCUGCACGCCCGCCGCGUCACCCUCUACCCCAAGGACCUGCAGCUGGCCCGGCGCCUGCGGGGGCUGGAGGGGGGGGGGAUCUGAGGGACCCCCCCCCCCCCCACCCACUGCG
This is a messenger RNA of Aquila chrysaetos chrysaetos, 310 nucleotides long. RefSeq names its product histone H3-like centromeric protein A. The record is from RefSeq and is a predicted model, not a curated record. Gene Ontology annotation, cellular component: nucleosome. The annotation marks the transcript as partial. Lineage: Eukaryota; Metazoa; Chordata; Aves; Accipitriformes; Accipitridae. The transcript is spliced from 3 exons. Gene Ontology annotation, molecular function: DNA binding; protein heterodimerization activity; structural constituent of chromatin.